Trypanosoma rangeli is the source of this 1116-nucleotide messenger RNA. RefSeq names its product putative kinesin. The record is from RefSeq and is a predicted model, not a curated record. Bases 1 to 1116 code for a protein of 371 amino acids. Gene Ontology annotation, biological process: intraciliary transport involved in cilium assembly. The transcript has a single exon. Lineage: Eukaryota; Euglenozoa; Kinetoplastea; Trypanosomatida; Trypanosomatidae.
AUGCGGGAGGAGUUUGAAAACGAGCUUCGCCAGCGGGACGAGGUCAUUGCCUCGAAAGAGGCGACGGUGGAGGAGGUGAAGGCGAAAUUGGCGCGCGACGCCAACGCCAUGAUGACGCGCGAGCAGAACGAGUUCCGUGACCGCCUUAGGGAGGAGGUUGAGCGGGUGAAUCGCCAGCUAGAGGAAGAACGCCGUGCGGCCAGGCAGAAAACGGAGGACAUGGAAGUCUUCUUUGAGGAGCAGAAGAGUGUCAUGCAGCGUGAAAUAUCGCGACUGCAGAAGGAGCUUUUUGCACUGAAGGAGACCGCCGCAACGGAGAAAGCGACGUUUCACGACGCGGUGGCGAAGGAGGUUACAGAAAUCACGACCAACUCCAACAAGAUUGUAGGCGAACUGAAGGAGAAGCUUAUGUGGGAGUUUAGCUGCAGGGAAAAGGAGACACAGGUGCACAACAAACACUACUUGGCGGUGAAGGAGGAGGAACUGCGUCGCAAGUGUGAGGCGGAGCGAGAUGCAGCAGUGGCGGCGGCGACGCAACGACUAGAGCAGACGCAUAUAAAAUACCUUACGGAGUCGCACAACAAUGAUGACCUGCUACGUGACAGAGUUGCCCAGAUAAACCGCGAAAAUGAGCGGCUGCGGGUCGAGGCAGAGCUGUUGCAGGAACAGUUGAAGAGUGCGCUUGACGCAAUGAAUAGAAAAGAGGAGGAUAUUGUGCGCCUGCGGGAGGCUGCGGAGUUGACUGACCAACGAGUGAAGGCGAUUGAGGACAGAAUUCGCGGCGAAUGCGAUACGCGGCUGCAUGCACUUGACACGGAGUGGCAGCGAAAACUUCGUCAGUUUGAAAUUAAGCACGUGGAGGAGGUGGGUGGCAUGCAGCAUGAGGUGGAGAAGGUGAACAUAGAGUUGGAGGCGGCGAAGAAUGCAGCCACCUUAGAGCUGAAGAGCAUAGAGCAGAAACACGCUGCGGAGCUUACGAGCAUCAACGAGAGAGUUUUGGUGGCCCUUGCCACCAAAGACAACACCCUGAAGGCGCAGACAGAGCAGAUAAGUCUCCUACAGGAGGCCCUUCGGUUGCGGGAUGAACAUAUUGCCAGACACAGGGAGUUGCUGUGA